GGAAUACCAAUGAGAAAGUAAAUUAAUAUUUUUACAGCAUUUGCAUCAUGUUUGACUGUUCUCUGCACUUCAGCAGAAUAGGAGGAGACUGUAAUUUGGACUCUAUAAAACCUUAUCUGUCAAGUGAUAUGUAAAUGGGGUUGUGUGCACACACAUUGAUAUAUACAGGCAAACACCCUCACAAUUGUUAGCUCAGAAAGCAAGUGCUGCCUGUGAGUCUGCAGUACCUACACCUUGUUCGAAAGUGAUUAUUCAGUGUUCUGAUGCUUCAUUUGAUGUUACUAGAACAAAUCAAGACUCCUCCCCUUAAAACAAUUACUGUAUAAGAGUAAAUAGAAUUUUGUGAGCAUCUAUUUAAUUUGGCCACUAUUUACAUUUGUAACCCAACAAGCUUUUUAGUAGAGGGAUAGUGUCUUCAAAGACGUUUUAGUCUGGUACAGUUUACCUUCUUUUUCUGUACUCAGAGAUUACACCUGGUUAAAACCAAGGCCUGGAAAUGGAACUUCUUUUGAUUAUAAGUCCUCGGCAUGCAAUAAUAGAUGCUUAAAUAAAUACUUGGUGAAUGGAUUAGUUAGAAGAGCACCGUGCAGCAAGUCACCAAGGUGGUCCGUUCAAACUGCAGACUUGUUUGUCAUCCUUGUACAGCAGUCUCCUCCACAGCCACUCCAGAGAAGUGCGCCACAUAUCAGCAUAUUGGAGCAAAAUGAGAGAGUUUAUUUUGAGACCUCCAAAUUAGUGCUGCUACGGACCAUGAGCAAGAGAGAAAGCGUGGACUUCAGCCUGCACGAAUGGUCUUGAAACACAAGUGGUUUUGGGUCUAGGCAUUUUACACUGAGUUUUCUACUGCCACACUUUCUACUCAAGCAAAAUUCAUGUGAAAAGAUCUGCUGGGAAGGAGCCGACUGCUUAUGUUUCUCCAUUGUGAUGAAAGCACCUGGUACAGUUUUCCAAAGAAAUUAGUUCAUUUUCUGGGGCAGAGGAUCCAAUCUGCUGUUUUCUUACGGUUUUCCUCACGUCUCUGUGAAAGAGGAAAGAACACGCCUGAGCCCAGGAGCACUCCAGCUUCUCGUGGGAAGUCUCCAUGGUGAAGGAAGGCUGGGGCUCCCAGUGAACCGUGCACAGUGAAUGUUAUUCCAGAGCUGCUGCUGGCGGACUGCACCCACGGGGAGAUGAUUCCUCAUGAAGAGCCUGGAUCCCCUACAGAAAUCAAAUGUGACUUUCCAUUUAUCAGACUAAAAUCAGAGCCAGCCAGACAGUGAAGCAGUCACCGUGGAGGGGGGACGGCGAAAAAUGAAAUCCAACCAAGAGCGGAGCAACGAAUGCCUGCCUCCCAAGAAGCGUGAGAUCCCCGCCACCAGCAGGCCUUCGGAGGAGAAGGCCACCAUCCUGCCCAGCGACAACCACCGGGCGGAGGGCGUGGCAUGGCUCCCUGGCGCCCUGGGUGGCCGAGGUCACGGGGGCGGGAGGCAUGGCCCGGCGGGGACUGCGGUGGAGCUUGGUUUACAACAGGGAAUAGGUUUACACAAAGCGCUGCCCACAGCACUGGACUACUCCCCACCCAGCGCGCCCAGGUCCGUCCCGGCGACCACCACGCUGCCCACGGUGUACCCUCCCCCGCAGUCAGGGACCCCGGUGUCACCCGUGCAGUACGCGCACCUGCCACACACUUUCCAGUUUAUUGGGUCCUCCCAGUACAGCGGGCCCUACGCAGGGUUCAUCCCCUCCCAGCUGAUCUCCCCAACGGCCAGCCCCGCCACCAGCGCGGUGGCCUCGGCCGGGGGCGUCUCCACUCCAUCCCAGCGCUCCCAGCUGGAGGCCUAUUCCACUCUGCUGGCCAGCAUGGGCGGGCUGAGCCACGCCUCAGGACACAAGGCUGAGCAGCAGCAGCAGCAGCACUUGGGCAGGACUCCAGGGCUCAUGGCACCAGGGUCCCCACCACCCACCCAGCAGAACCAGUACGUCCACAUCGCCAGCUCCCCGCAGAACGCUGGGCGCACGGCCUCUCCACCGGCCAUCCCCGUACACCUCCACCCCCACCAGACGAUGAUCCCACACACCAUCACCCUGGGGCCCUCCCCCCAGGUCGUAGUGCAAUACACAGACUCCGGCGGCCACUUCCUUCCUCGGGAGGCCACCAAGAAAGCCGAGAGCAGCAGGCUGCAGCAGGCCAUGCAGGCCAAGGAGAUCCUCAACGGGGAGCUGGAGAAGGGCCGGCGGUACGGGGCCCCCACCUCGGCCGACCUGGGCCUGGUGAAGGCCAGCAGCAAGUCGGCGCCUCACCCCUACGAGUCCAGGCACAUGGUUGUCCACCCCAGCCCCUCCGACUACGGCAGUCGGGACUCCGCAGGGGUCCGGGCCUCUGUGAUGGUCCUGCCCAACAGCAACACCCCCGUCUCCGACCUGGAAGUGCAGCAGGUCACGCACCGCGAGGCCUCCCCCUCCACCCUCAACGACAAAAGUGGCCUGCAUUUAGGGAAGCCCGGACACCGCUCCUACGCGCUCUCACCCCAACAGGCUCUGGGCCCCGAAGGCGUGAAGGCCGCCACCGUCGCCACGCUGUCACCCCACACGGUCAUUCAGACCACACACAGCGCUUCGGAGCCACUCCCAGUGGGACUGCCAGCCACAGCCUUCUACGCAGGGACACAGCCGCCCGUCAUCGGCUACCUGAGCAGCCAGCAGCAGGCGAUCACCUAUGCCGGCAGCCUGCCCCAGCACCUGGUCAUCCCCGGCACCCAGCCCCUGCUCAUCCCGGUGGGCAGUGCUGACGUGGACGGGUCGGGAGCUGCCUCUGCAAUAGCCACGUCGUCACCCCAGUUUGCAGCAGUGCCUCACACGUUCGUCUCCACCGCCCUUCCCAAGAGCGAGAACUUCAGCCCAGAGGCCCUGGUCACCCAGGCCGCCUACCCGGCCAUGGUGCAGGCCCAGAUCCACCUGCCCGUGGUGCAGUCCAUGGCGUCCCCGGCAGCAGUGCCCCCGACGCUGCCCCCCUACUUCAUGAAAGGCUCCAUCAUCCAACUGGCCAACGGGGAGCUGAAGAAGGUGGAGGACUUAAAAACGGAGGACUUCAUCCAGAGCGCAGAGAUCAGCAAUGACCUGAAGAUCGACUCCAGCACCGUGGAGAGGAUUGAGGACAGCCACAGCCCCGGCGUCGCCGUCAUCCAGUUCGCCGUCGGGGAGCACCGGGCACAGGUCAGCGUGGAGGUGUUGGUAGAGUACCCUUUUUUUGUGUUCGGACAGGGCUGGUCGUCCUGCUGUCCAGAGCGAACCAGCCAGCUCUUCGAUUUGCCGUGUUCCAAACUCUCCGUUGGGGACGUCUGCAUCUCGCUGACCCUCAAGAACCUGAACAGACACCGGUACGCGGAGCAGGAGAACGGCAUCGGUCAGGGAGGUGCCCCGAUGCUCUCCGAGAACGGCGAACUGAAGUUUCCAGACAAAAUCGCAUUGCCUGCAGCGCCCUUGCUCACCAAAACGGAACCCAGCAAGCCCGCGACCGCGAGGAAGAGGAGGUGGUCGGCGCCCGAGACCCGCAAACUGGAGAAGUCGGAAGACGAGCCGCCUUUGACUCUCCCCCGGCCUUCGCUCAUUCCUCAGGAGGUGAAGAUCUGCAUCGAAGGCCGGUCCAACGUGGGCAAGUAGGAGCGGCGGCGUGGCGUGGGGAAGGAAUUCGGCCCUCCCUUACCAUUUGUAUCCAGAUUACUGUACUGUAGGCUAAAUAACACAGUAUUUACAUGUUAUCCUCUUCCUUUAGGUUUCUGUUCUUACCUUGUCGUUAGAGUUACAGCUGGUGUUGUGCAGGAGACGGUGCAUAUGCUUUUUCCACGCGUGUCUGGCCGUGGGCGAGCGGGGGCCAGCACGGGCGGCGCGGCCAGGCGCCUGGUGGAAUGAAAGUGGCUUUGGAGUGGCUGCCUUUUCUAGCAGCGCCAGAAGC
Messenger RNA from Myotis davidii, 3931 nucleotides. It is a transcript of the gene ATXN1, whose product is annotated as ataxin 1. Lineage: Eukaryota; Metazoa; Chordata; Mammalia; Chiroptera; Vespertilionidae. Gene Ontology annotation, cellular component: nucleus. The transcript is spliced from 9 exons. The coding region runs from base 1291 to 3639 and encodes 782 amino acids. The record is from RefSeq and is a predicted model, not a curated record. Gene Ontology annotation, molecular function: protein binding; RNA binding. Gene Ontology annotation, biological process: nervous system development; negative regulation of transcription by RNA polymerase II.